UGGAUUCUUAGUUUGAUUUAUUGACCUGGGCCGGAUCCUGGGCCUGUAUUUCAGGAAAAACCCAGGAAGUUCAAAAGAUGCCUGGACCUGGACUCUGGGUACAGGAAAACCCAGGCCUUGGUCCAGACCCAGGCCAAUCUCUAAUACUAACCGAAGGACCGAAGAUUUUCUAUAAACCAACAAAUUGGAAAGGUUACUCCGAUUCGGAUAAACAAUAAGCCAUUCGAAGAAGCUUUUCGAGGGGAGUCGAAUGGUAUCAAAAUCUAUUUAGAUAGAGUUAUGUGUUAAAAAUAAGCUAUUACCCCGUUUUAGAGUAGGCAAGACGGGGAAUUUUUACCAGAAAUAUCCACAGAUUUUUUAUUUUUUCUCAAAUUUUUAGAUAUUUAUUUUGAAUUAAAAAGACUAUCAAAAAUCUACAGUUUGUUAGAAAAGUAGCUUUAAUGAUCUCCUUUUCUAUUUUUAAUUUUUUGUUAAUUAUUAGCGCAAGUUUUUUGGUUAAGGCUAGUAUAAAGCCUUCUCCUCCUUUUGAAAAUACUCUUAAUGAUGAUCUUAUUGAAGAGGAAGAUAAUGUUUUGGUUUUGACAAAGGAUAAUUUCAAAUCUGCCAUUGAAAACAACACUUAUGUUUUUAUACACUUUUAUGCGCCGUGGUGUAGCGAAUGUAAAGUUUCUGCACCUGAGUUUGCAAAGGUAGCUACUCUAUUGAAGGAAGUAAAGUCGCCUAUCAAGCUAGGCAAAGUUGAUGCCUCAAUUCAUACAGAACUUGCUUCUAUUUAUGAAGUCUGCCGUUAUCCUACAGCGAAACUCUUCAUAAAUGGCAAGGAUAGCUAUGAUGCUGAAGGGGAUUGUGAUGCUGCUUCCGUUCUUGAUUGGCUUAAGAAGAAGACUAAGCCUCCAGUUAAGGAAAUCACUUCUAUCGAUGAGCUUAAAGAAUUCCGGGAUUCUGCAGAAAUUGUCACCGUUGCUCAUUUCAGUGAUAAGGACUCGAAGGAUGCCAAAGCCUAUUUGAAACUUAACUCAGAUUAUACUCUUCCCUUUGCGGUUAUUUAUGAUUCUGCUGUUGCUAAAGACGCUAAUAUCAAAGACAAAGAUGUACAUAUAUACAAGCCUGGAGGAACAGAGGAAACUUGUUCCGUUUCUUAA
Messenger RNA from Meloidogyne enterolobii, 1142 nucleotides. The record is from the annotation of a GenBank genome assembly. Lineage: Eukaryota; Metazoa; Nematoda; Chromadorea; Rhabditida; Meloidogynidae.